AUGCCUAGCCCAUCAUCAUUAAGCAAAACCAUCACCCUCAACAAUGGUCUGCAAAUGCCCCGUAUUCAUCUCGGUGUUUACAUGACUUCUGGUCGCGAAACCGAAACCGCCGUAUCAGCAGCUCUCUCAGUAGGAUAUCUCGCCUUUGAUUCUGCCGAAUGGUAUGCAAAUGAAGUACAAGUUGGUUCGGCAAUCAAGAAAUAUUUAAGUGCCAAUAAAGAGGUCAAAAGAGAGAAUUUAUGGUUCACGACGAAACUUAAAACGAAUACAAGCUAUGAUGCGACAAGGAAGGCUGUAAAGGAUAGUUUGAAGAGAAGUGGGUUGGAUUAUAUUGAUUUAUAUCUGUUGCACAGUCCAUAUGGUGGCAAACGGCGCAGAUUAGAAUGUUGGAGAGCAGUUGAGGAUGCUAUCGCGGAUGGAGAAGUGAAAGCUGGUGGUGUGAGUAAUUUUGGCAUCAAACAUUUACAAGAUAUACUUGACUCUAAGCCGAAAAUAAUCCCGGCCGUGAAUCAAAUCGAAGUCCAUCCGUUCAACACUCGAACUAAUAUUACUUCAUUUUGUCAAUCGAAUGGCAUUGUAGUUGAAGCUUAUGCACCUUUAGUUCAAGCUUUGCGAAUGACACACCCCAAGAUCGUUUCCUUAUCGAGAAAGUAUUCGUGUACUCCCGCACAAUUGCUGGUAAGAUGGUCUUUACAACAUGGUUAUGUGCCACUGCCGAAAAGUAUAAAGAAGGAAAGAUUGAUUUCUAAUGCUGAUGUUGAUGGAUUUGAAAUUGAGGAUGAGGAUCUGAAGGAAAUGGAUAGCCUUGAUGAAUAUUUGGUGACAGAUUGGGAUCCUACUGAUGCGGAUUAG
Sclerotinia sclerotiorum 1980 UF-70 is the source of this 852-nucleotide messenger RNA. RefSeq lists its product as hypothetical. The transcript is spliced from 2 exons. Gene Ontology annotation, molecular function: oxidoreductase activity. Lineage: Eukaryota; Fungi; Ascomycota; Leotiomycetes; Helotiales; Sclerotiniaceae. The record is from RefSeq and is a predicted model, not a curated record. The coding region runs from base 1 to 852 and encodes 283 amino acids.